UCCUUUUCCUGUCAAAAACAACUUACUAAGGAGUGGGAGUCCUUGCAUUGCUUGGAUAAGGCUCCUGCUGUUAUCUGAAAAGUCAGAUUGGUGCAAAUGCACCAUUAUUGGAUAUGGCUGCGGCAGCUGUAACUGUAAGCCCACGGGCACUUGAUCCGAGCAAUACAAAAUUCUCGUCUGCAAAAGUCCCAAACGCCGCCGUAUACUUGCUUCAAAUGUGCCAUUUUUCCCAGGAAGUUAAACAACUGCAUGCCCAACUGACAGUUUCAGGACUGAUUCAUCAUCCCCUGAAUCCGGGAAGACUCAUUGAAUCCUACGUUUCAACCUCUCACCUUUCCUAUGCCCUGUCAGUUUUCGAGUCAAUUUCUUGUCCUGAUACAUUUGCCUACAACAGCUUGAUUAGAGGCCUAACGCUUGGUCAUCAUUUCCUAGAUAAUCAAUCCCUUCGGUUGUAUCAAGACUUGUUGUCAAAUGGACUCAACCCUGAUACCUAUACAUACACUUUUGUGCUCAAAUCAUGUUCCCGAAUGAGAGCCACUUCUGAAGGGAAACAAGUACAUGCCCAGAUAAUCAAGGCCGGCAUGGAACCAACCACCCAUGUCUUAAGCUCGUUAAUUAGUAUGUACUCAAACUGCGGUCACAUGGACUCUGCAGAAAGACUUCUUGCUUCAGUUUCCAAUGGAAGUGUUCUUGUCAUGAAUGCCAUGAUCACUGGUCACCUUAACCAAGGUCAAUUUGGCAUUGCCAGAGAACUGUUCGAUAAAAUGAGCAAGAGGGAUACUGCAACUUGGAGCACGAUGAUAACUGGGUAUAGCAAGAGUAAUAUGCAUGCAGAAGCUCUAUCUACCUUUCAAGAAAUGGUGGCGAAUCGAGUUCAGUUGAACGAGGCAACGCUUGUUAGCGCAUUAUCUGCCUGUGCUCAUUUAGGAGCUUUGGAUCAGGGAAGAUGGAUACACACAUACAUUGCGAAAAAUGGUGUCAAUGUUCAGGUUAGGCUUGCUACUGCAAUGGUUGACAUGUAUGCCAAAUGUGGCUGCAUAGACCUUAGCUAUGAAGUAUUCAAGAAUAUGCCUGAGAAAGAUGUUGUUGCAUGGGGAGUUAUCAUCUCAGGAUUCGCAGCUCAUGGUGAAGCUAGGAGAUGUUUUGAACUAUUUAAUCAGAUGAUAGAAAAUGGGAUUAGCCCGAAUGAAGUUAUCUUUGUGGCAAUGCUGUCUGCUUGCUCUCAUGGAGGAUGCGUCGAGUCUGGCUUUCAUUACUUUAAUGAAAUGACACAUUUUUAUGGGAUUAGACCAUCCAUGGAACACUAUGGUUGCAUGGUUGACCUACUUGGUCGUGCCGGGAGGCUAGCAGAUGCUGAAGAACUCAUUUCUUGUAUGUCAGAAAAGCCUAACUCGGUUAUAUGGGGUGCAUUGCUAAAUGCUUGUAGAAUCUAUAAAGACCAGGAUAGAGGGGAACGUGUAUGUAGAGAGCUAGUCAAAUUGGAGCCAACCGCGGACAGGUAUAAGCAAGUUGGAGGCUUCUUUGCUACAGUGGGAGCGAAAGAAAUGGCCAGUAACUUGUGGGGUUUUAUGAGGGACAAAAACUUGGAUAUUGCAAAUGGCUUAAGCUUUGUUGAAGUAGAUGAUAUUGUUCACGAGUUUGUCGUAGGGGACAUUUGUCAUUCUCAGUCUGCUGAUAUCUUCAAGGUGUUGGAUGGAACUUGUUGAUAGCCAGGAUAGGGGGCUAAAAACAGCGAACAAAUAAACAACAAAUCAGGAGAUCGAAACGGGAUUGCAGAAUGCUUUGGUCUCGUGAUUGGGUUAUGUGUAGAGCUUUUACAGGACUGAACUAGAGAAAGCAGCAAGCUGAUUUAGAGGAAGAUCGUGUGUUUCCCGUGUCUUCAAAUUACCUCAAAACAUCGAUUUCUCCUUUUUACGACCUCAAGAUCCAGCAUGGUGUAAAGCGCUGCCGAUCAGCUUCUCAGAGAAAUCAGUAACAUAGGGAAUCCUUAUCCAUGUAAAUUGACCUCAAGGAUGUUACAAUGAAUGGUCUUGUCCCCUGCAAUUUGUAUUAUGGGGGAAAAAAU
Coffea eugenioides is the source of this 2065-nucleotide messenger RNA. RefSeq names its product pentatricopeptide repeat-containing protein At5g56310-like. Gene Ontology annotation, biological process: RNA modification. Lineage: Eukaryota; Viridiplantae; Streptophyta; Magnoliopsida; Gentianales; Rubiaceae. The transcript has 2 exons. Gene Ontology annotation, molecular function: protein binding; RNA binding. The record is from RefSeq and is a predicted model, not a curated record. The coding region runs from base 114 to 1706 and encodes 530 amino acids.